AUGUUGAAAACACUUCCCUUGCUGCUGGCAGUGUGGCUGCUACAAUUGAUUGUAACUGAAGGUGCUCCUGCCUCCCAACCAGAUUGUGGGCAACCAAGAAUCUCUUCCCGAAUUGUUGGAGGGCAAGAUGCCCCUGAUGGAGAGUGGCCCUGGCAUGUCAGCAUUUGUCUGGAUCACCAUCCUAUUUGUGGCGGCUCCCUCAUUGAUGAACAGUGGGUGCUGACAGCAGCUAGCUGCUUCCACAGAUCCCAUUCCACUGAAAAAUAUGUUGUGGUGCUCGGUGCCAAUCAGCUCUUAAAUCUCUCCCAAAAUGUGGCAACAUCCAAUGUGGUAAAGUUGUUCAUUCCCCCUGACUACCUGGGCAAGGUUGGCUCUCCUGCGGAUAUUGCUUUACUUAAACUGGCAUCACCCGUGCCCUUCACCAGCCACAUCCUUCCUGUCUGCUUGCCAAAGUCGUCUGAACAGUUCUCCGUACCCCUGACAGCCCCAUUAACUCUACAGGAAGCAAAGGUGCCUAUCAUAGACCAAAAGACCUGCAACAGCCUCUUCAGUGCUUCCCCAGUUGAAGGCAUGGAGAAGGAUCCUGUCAUGCCUGAUAUGAUCUGUGCUGGUUAUCCUCAAGGCGGGAUAGAUGCCUGUAAGGGUGACGGUGGUGGACCCUUGGUUUGUAAAGUCGGGAGGAGAUGGACCCAAGCUGGGAUCGUGUCUUGGGGAGUUGGAUGUGCUGAAAGCUCCCGCCCCGGUGUCUAUACUUCAGUGCCCUUCUAUAGUUUUUGGAUCAAAGAUAAGAUCAGAACAGAAUGAAGGGCUGAUGGCAAAAUGUUCCCACGGGGCCACUCCUUUCAGUGCCCAUUGCCCUUGCUGUAAGAAACAUAAUCAACAAUAUCAAACCAUUUUCAGCCUACACACAAAAUAAUCCAAUUGCUAAGCUAAGACUAGAAGCAGAUCAAAUGUCCAUUUCCUGUGUCCCUACAACAUGCCUAGCCAGGUCAUUUUCCAACCUAGCAACUGUACUGGCACAACAUGAGAAGCUGAUACAGUUUUAACCUUGGAUGGCUGGUUGGAUACUUUGUAGCUAAGUGCAAACCCAGCCCAUUUACUGUAGAUGGUUGGAUGCACUGUGCAAACAGUGAAAUUAGGUUAAUUCAGCAACCAGGUUAACCAUGUAAUGUGAAAGCAGUCAUUCAGCAAAUUCCUUAAUUGAGGCUGGCAAUCUUCUGUCCUCUAACUUGGACAUUCUUGUACUCACUUUGACUUAAUUAGCAGAUAAACAGGACAUCAGUAUGAAAGGAUACAGAAUUAGCCAUUAGGGUUUUUUAGGUUGAUGAAAAGCUUCACUCACCCUUUUA
Candoia aspera is the source of this 1349-nucleotide messenger RNA. Its product is annotated as serine protease 27-like. Gene Ontology annotation, molecular function: serine-type endopeptidase activity. The record is from RefSeq and is a predicted model, not a curated record. The transcript has 6 exons. Lineage: Eukaryota; Metazoa; Chordata; Lepidosauria; Squamata; Candoiidae. The coding region runs from base 1 to 804 and encodes 267 amino acids. Gene Ontology annotation, biological process: proteolysis.